This is a messenger RNA of Drosophila guanche, 2904 nucleotides long. RefSeq names its product DNA ligase 4 (gene DNAlig4). The transcript is spliced from 5 exons. Lineage: Eukaryota; Metazoa; Arthropoda; Insecta; Diptera; Drosophilidae. Gene Ontology annotation, molecular function: DNA ligase (ATP) activity; ATP binding; DNA binding. Gene Ontology annotation, biological process: DNA recombination; double-strand break repair via nonhomologous end joining; DNA biosynthetic process. The record is from RefSeq and is a predicted model, not a curated record. Bases 70 to 2826 code for a protein of 918 amino acids. Gene Ontology annotation, cellular component: DNA-dependent protein kinase-DNA ligase 4 complex; DNA ligase IV complex.
ACAGCGCACAGCUGGUUCAAAUCAAAAUCUAAUGUUCCACGGCUGGCUAAAUGGUGAAAUAGAUUAGCAAUGGAUAUAGCCACAAGCAUUAAGUUCUGUGAUGUCUGCGAGCUGUUCGAGAAAGUCAAGGCAGCAGAGAAGAUUCAGGACAAGGAGGAUGUGCUGAAAAGCUACUACGAGUCGUUCUGCCGCCAUCGGGAGGCAUUUCGCCAGGCGGCCGGCCUAACGGACGAUCCUAGUGAGAGUGGCUCCAGCAGCUUCCACUCGGUCCUGCGUCUGCUGUUGCCCAGUGCGGACACUAGAAGGGACAACUAUGGUCUCCAGAUAACCGCUCUGGGCCGCCUCUACACCAGAGUGCUGCAGCUGACGAGAGAGUCUCGCGAUGCCAUAAUGCUGCAACAUCGCAGCGGAACCUCAUAUCGUGACUAUGGGGAUGUGGUUUAUGCCGUGCUUGUGUCCCGUUGCUUUAAUCCACCCAGCGAUCUGCGCCUCAAAAGCAUCCACGAAAUGCUCGAUAAAAUUGCCAAUGAGGAUACAACAGUUAAGGAGCAGGAGCUGAUACGUUUCACAGAACAAGCCUCGGCCAAGGAGCAGAAGUGGCUAAUCCGAAUACUCCUAAAGUCCCUGGGACUAGGCAUAGGGGAGCAGCGCAUAUUCGGAAUUCUGCAUCCGAAUGCUAAGGACAUUUACCAGCGCUGCUCCGACCUCAGUCACGUAUGCAAUUUAAUUGCCAAUAACUUGUCUGAUCUGGACGUGAGCGACACGCAGAACAAAGGCAAAACCAAGAGCCAACCAUCCACGAUUAACCUGAACGCAGUCAUUAGGCCCUUCCAUCAGAUCCGUCCCAUGCUCUGCGAGCGUUUUCCCGGCAACAUUCAGGAGCUAAUGCAGUCGGAUGUUCUGUAUCUGGAGACCAAAAUGGAUGGCGAACGUUUCCAGCUGCAUUAUGAUCGUGGUCGCUUCAUGUACCUUUCCCGCAACGGCGUGGACUAUACCAACAAAUUUGGCGAUGACUUUAGCCGGGGAACGUUGACGCCAGAAUUGCGUGGUCUGCUGCCGCACAGCCUGCAGUCGAUCAUCCUUGACGGCGAGAUGAUGGUGUGGGACACCAACCUAAACAAAUACCGCGAAAAGGGCGAGAACACGGAUGUAAAAAACCUCAAGCCCGAUCGCAGCUGGCGUCCCUGCUUUGUGGUUUACGAUCUGCUGUACCUAAAUGGCCAGAGUCUGCUCGAUUUGAGCUACAUUCAGCGCUCCUACAAGCUCCAAAAGCUGAUAGGCGAACAGCAGGGAGUGCUGCAGUUGAUGCGCAGCACCAAGAUUGGAUCAAUCGAUGAAUUCAAUGAGCUCUUCCAGAGAGCCCUCGACCUCAAUGCCGAAGGCAUUGUUCUCAAAAAGCAGAGCUCCAUCUAUCAGCCGGGAGUUCGAGUCGGCGGUGGAUGGUACAAGGAUAAGGCAGAUUACAUCAAGGGUCUGAUCACCGAGUUUGAUGUUCUCAUCAUGGGAGGCUUCUACAAUCGCAAGCGAACGUUUGUUGAUUCGUUUCUGUUGGGCGUACUCCAGCCAAUGGCCAACAGCGACAGCCGUCACGAGGUUUACAGCAUUGGCUGUGUUGCCAACAACACGCGACAGGCUGUGGUGCUGAACCAUACGCUGAAGCCACACUGGCACAAUGCCACCAAGGAGCCACCGCCACUGUGGUAUCAUUACAUGGCCGGCGAAAAGAUUGGCUGCCCGGAUCUGUGGAUCGAGCCACAAAAUUCGAUUAUAUUGCAGGUAAAGGCAGCGGACCUGGCACCCAAUAGUGCCUUCUACACGCGCAAAGCUUUGCACUUUCCACGCAUCGAACUUAAGCGGGAUGACAAGCCAUGGAAUGAGUGCAUGACACUGCAGGAGUUCAACCAGCUGUGUGAGGGCUCUGGUCCGAUCAAGAAGUUGAACAAGCGUCACCUGUGCCUGGAUGAUUUGACUACGAAACGCAAACGUUUACGCAUGACGCCCGCAGAGCGCAGUCGUCUUGGUCUGGCCAUAUAUGAGAAGCGCUACGAUGUGGCGACGACUUCCAGUUGCUCGAAACUUUUCGAAGGUCUCAGUUUCUGCAUUCUGAGUGGUGCGCCAGGCCAGAGCAAGCACAAACUGCAGGAAUUGGCAGCCAAGAACGGUGGCGCUAUUGUGGAGAAUCCGCUGCCCAACGAUCCCAAAUGCUUCUGCAUAGCGGGCGAUCAGACGUUCCUGGUAAAGCGAUUAAUACAGCUGCAGCCACGCACCAGCGAUAUUGUGCGCACGGAGUGGCUGGUGCGCGUCUGCCAGAAGCAAGAGCUCGAGCUACGUCCAAAGGAUGUGCUGUCGGCCACCGAGCCACUGCAGAAUGAUUUGGCUGAGUAUUAUGACAAGUUAGGGGACAGCUACACAAAGGACAUUGCCAGCGUUGACGAACUGCUCGAAUUGCUGCAGGACAUCGACACGGAGUUGCUUGCCGCCGAUCCUGUCUCACAGUCCGAAUUGAAUGCCUUCGAAGACGCGUUGCUCGGUCAGGUCUCACAGAACAUAUUCCGUGAUCUGCAUGCCUACUUCUACGAUGCCCAGGGCGACGAACUGGCCAAAGUUUUGUUCCUGCAGAAUGGCGGAACACUCGCAAGCGAAGCCGAUGCCCAAGUAAACCUUGUCUUCGUUUGCAUGUCCUCUAAUCCAGGCGAUAAACAAUGCGAAUCGUGGCUGCAGAAACACUUCAGCUCGCAUUCUGGCGAGGUUCUUAACUCAGCAUGGAUCCAUCAAUCGCAUCGUGAGCGUCGCCUUCUAAAAAUGAGUUGUUUUUCAGUUAAAUAGAAGUGGAUGUACCAGUAUUUCGUGCACAUUUAGCAUGUACUUUCUUUGCAAAACUCCCAGUUCUUGUUUGAAAAAGAU